Messenger RNA from Fusarium oxysporum Fo47, 1448 nucleotides. RefSeq lists its product as uncharacterized. Lineage: Eukaryota; Fungi; Ascomycota; Sordariomycetes; Hypocreales; Nectriaceae. The record is from RefSeq and is a predicted model, not a curated record. Bases 87 to 1082 code for a protein of 331 amino acids. The transcript has a single exon.
UGAGCUCCGAAUUGUAAGUCUGUUCAGUAAUUAACUUCUUCCCAUAUUCAACAUAUAAGUUUAACCGCAUUCAUCAAUCGGCAGUCAUGUCUUUAGAGAUGCACCAAGGUUUGCAGCGCUCAUUACCUCCCGAACUACUCUAUCACAUUAUAGAGGCUGUCUUACCUUCGAAUCCACUGGCAUUAAUCCCAGCGUCACAUAUUUCGACAAAGACAUUACUUUCUCUGACACUGGUUUCGCGCGAUACAUACAAGUUAGCUAGUCGGCUGCUUCGAGAGCGAUGCCUCUACAUUGAUACUAGUCGACGCCUUGCGCAGCUGUUGCUCUGUCUUCCUCACUCUGUACCAAGCCUCCCGCCUAUAUUGCCACUGCGGAAUAUCACAUCGCUCUAUCUAGCCCCAUUUAAAGACAAGUUGGACGACCAACCCACAGCAGCUUGGGUGCGGGAGCUAUUCUGCGAAAUAUGCGGUACACUGCGAAGGCUGAUUGUCCACAUGCCAUUCCAGAGUUUGGAUCCACUGGAUGACCACUUGAAUGUCAGGAGGACUCUUCGCGAGGGGUUCGAACGGCUUGAUAAACUAGAGGAAUUUGUCUGCCUUGGCGAUUACCCGGCACUGAGCCUUCAAGAUGCUCCUACUGAUGUCUGGGGUCUAUGGCCGGAUCUCAAACGCCUUACAAUAUUUGGGGCACCACUUGAUAAUCAUUGGCUAUGGUGGUACAUCGCGACGCAGCAGCAGCUUGAGCAUGUCAUCCUCGCUCGAUCAGUGAAUGUCGAGGCAGCCAACAUCAAGGAGGAGUAUUUUCACAAAUUGCCACGAGAUGACAUGCGGUUGGACCGGGAUAUCAAAAUUACCCUUCUAGACGCGGCUUUUGUGUGGAGGGGCGUCAAGACAUCACGUUGGAAGGAAUUCGAUCCGAAGGAACGGAUGACAGUCGAGCUGUAUGAUGUGCCAACAUCGUUCUAUGGCGAUGAGAUGCCCAGGGAGCUUGUGACGACAUGGGUGAGACGAGGUGCCUUGAACGGGAGUUUAUGGGAUUGGGAGGGUGAAAUUGUGAAGGAGACUGCGACCGAUGCUACUUGAUGUAUUCGUUCUUCGAUACCCGGGUUUUCCAUCAUCAUAUUGACGAUAUAGUAAGUCUUUGUUUCCGUUCAUUCUCAUGUUAAUCAGCCUUCAUCGUGAUUCGACUGUCAUAGUUGGACCACCUGAGCGGAUGAACACAUCACAAGUUGAAGAACAUUCAGAAAAUACCUAUUCGAGCUCGGUAGAUAAUUAAAUCCGAACUCCAAGUCAAGUUUAUCCAGCUGAAAACAAACCCCGCAAAGUCCAAACCAAUCGUCUACGGAUGCAUCGGAAACGCAGCUCAAACAUCCAUCAAUUGUGAGGCUCCCGGGUAGCUCAUACAGCCUCAAGGGUAUCAAAAAUGGUGGUCAGCAGCUCAAAAGAUUG